CUUCUUUUUACAUACUUUAUCAACACUGAAUAGAAACAAUAUAAAUCUCUCUCUUUCUCUCUUUUUUUUUUUCUAUAUUUCUUUUUAUUUUGUAUUACAUUGGCUAUUACCAAUGCUGGAUCAAUUACCUUUAGAGGUUUUAUAUCAAAUACUAGUAUAUGUCCCUUUUGCCACCUUCCAAAGCCUUUAUCUGGCUCUACCAGAACAAGUAAUUGAUACAGCAUUACUUCUCAAAAUCAGACGACAAUAUGGUGAACAAAGAAAAACCCUUAUGGAACUUGUAUCUACUAAUCUUCAUGAACUCAUGGCUCCACCUCAACAAUAUUUAUCGUCUAGUAUAUACCAGUUAUAUCAAGAAAAAACGACCAAUGAAUCAUCAAUAUCACUCUUCUUUAAAUAUAUGGAUAUGGAGAAUCGAAUUAUUUGGUUAGCCCCUGAUAUCAAUUCAACACAAUAUUAUUUUGAAGUUAAGGAUUUUUAUGUAUCACAUGGCAAGUUGAUUUUACGACAAGGAGGAUGUAAUAAAGUAUUGGAUUCUUUAUGGGAUAUUCGAAGCAAAUUUCCAUCCUCUCGCACUGGUGAUUUUUCUGGUAUAAGUAUGGAUAACAAUUCAUCACAGGAACAAUUUGGUAAAAAUAGAAUACAAAUACCGAUCACAAUCGACACUUCUUCUUAUGGACAAGAUACUAUGAAAACUCAAAUGGUUGACCGGAUAGAUACUACCAGUUGGAAUGGAAAAAAAGAUCAAUUACAAGCUAUUAUUCUCGAUGGAUGCUGUGUAUUAAUGUGUGAAAAGGGACAAGAUGAAACCGGAGGUCAGGACAGCAAUCAUCAAUCACUUUUUAUGACAACCACUCGAUACGGAUUUCCACCAAGACCUCCUAUAUCAAUGAAUUAUUUAAAACAACUACCAAUGGGUUAUUCCAGGUAUAUGGUAUCUCCUUGGCAGUCUACUUUUACUUGUGGUUACUUUGUUAUUGAACAGUUGGCAAUUAGUGUCUCUGAUUUUCUUUCUUUCUACUAGUUUUUAGAUUUUUAUUUAUCUUUAUUUUUAUUCUUAUUAUUUGUUAUUCAAUAUAUCUUUUAUAUAUAUCCUCUUUGUAUACAUUCAUUUAAUUGAAACAAAAUAAAAGAACUCCUUUCAUUUUGAUACAUA
Molecule: messenger RNA, 1156 nt
Organism: Halteromyces radiatus
Lineage: Eukaryota; Fungi; Mucoromycota; Mucoromycetes; Mucorales; Cunninghamellaceae
Exons: 1
Coding region: 113-1024 (303 amino acids)
Source: RefSeq, a predicted model, not a curated record